Messenger RNA from Meloidogyne enterolobii, 1222 nucleotides. NCBI's taxonomy places the organism in Eukaryota, Metazoa, Nematoda, Chromadorea, Rhabditida, Meloidogynidae. The record is from the annotation of a GenBank genome assembly.
AUGCCGUAUUUAAAAAUUUUAUUAUUUUUAAACUUUUUCCUUUUAAUUUUUCAAUAUUCCUCUUGUAUUAUUCACCGUGAUCAACGAUUACUAGUGGAAUCUAAACAAAAAUUUUUCCGCUUAUUUGGCUCCAAUAUUAAUUAUCCUUUAAUUAAAUUGACAAAAUUGGAAUUGAAAAAAUUUAAAUUGGAUUUGAAUUUAGAUGAAGAUCAGCAGCAAUAUGUUACAGAAAUUGUUAUAGAAAUAAAUGAAAUAAAAAAUUUUACUUUUUAUAUUUCACCAUUUAUAGAUCCUUGCAAUGAGCAAGGAUGGAGUAAAGUAUAUAACACAAAUAAUGCAAUUAUUGGUGAAAAUGGAAAAAAACAAAUGACAAUUGAAAAAAAUUACUUAUUGUUAGAGUAUUAUACUGAUGGAAUUCUUAUUUGUGGAUUAAAUGAUCGUAUAGGAGAGACACUUUUGACAAUUUUUCCACUCUUCUACGCUAAAAUAGAUUUUGAAGUAAAUAAUGAACUAUAUAAUCUUUUAAGUUUUCAAAAGAAAGAAGUGAAUAUAAACGGAAUAGAUACACAUUUUGGUCAUGGAGGUGGACUCCAUAAAUUGAUAAAAAUAAAUUGUUUUCUUAAUCCAGAAGGACCUAGAAAAUUAAUCAAAAAUAAAAAAUUUAUCGAAAAAGGGGAGAAAUUAUUAGGGGAAAACAAUUUUAUUGACAAUUCUGUAAUUAAUGAAAAACAUCGACAAUCAGAAUUGGAGGGAAUUUCGUAUAUAAAUAUUUGUUUGAAAUUUGAACAUUCGGGAAAAUAUAAAAUUAGAGUAAUGUCUUCAAAUAUUUGGAAGGAACCAAAAAUGGAAUUACAUUUUUAUAUUAAAAUUAAUGAAGAAAAUAAAAUUAAAUGUUUCUCGGAAAAGUUCAUAGAUUAUAAAAAUCAAAACGAAAUUGACUUCUUAACUCAGUUAAGAGAAGGCAUAAGGAUUUAUGUAAUUGAUUAUUAUGAGGAUUUGAAUGAUUAUAUAAAAUUGGAGAUGGUCGAAGAGUUUGAUCAUGACGAUUAUGAUAUUGAUAAUUAUACUAAUUUAAAACCUUUUUUUAAAGAGGAUUUUAAAUUUAAUGAAGAAGAAUAAAGAAGGUAAGAAACUAAAGAGAAAUGAAAGGAGAUUCGAAAGAAAAGGAUUUUUUUAUAAUUUUUAUCAACAAUUAACUAAAUCUAAAUUUUUAACUAAUGUA